UGUUGGCCAAUGAGAGGUCGGCUUCAUUUUCCUCCGGACUUGGGACAGGGGCAGUCAUGGCGCCACCCGUGAGGUACUGCAUCCCCGGCGAACGUCUGUGUAACUUGGAAGAGGGCAGCCCCGGCAGCGGCACCUACACCCGGCAUGGCUACAUCUUUUCGUCGCUUGCUGGCUGCCUGAUAAAGAGCAGCGAGAACGGCGCGCUUCCUGUCAUAUCUGUGAUGAGAGAAACAGAGUCCCAAUUACUGCCAGAUGUGGGAGCUAUUGUAACCUGUAAGGUCUCUAGCAUCAAUUCACGCUUUGCCAAAGUACACAUCCUAUAUGUGGGGUCCACACCGCUUAAGAACUCUUUUCGAGGAACUAUCCGCAAGGAAGACGUCCGAGCUACUGAAAAAGACAAGGUUGAAAUUUAUAAGAGUUUCCGCCCAGGGGACAUUGUCUUGGCCAAAGUGAUCUCCCUAGGUGAUGCGCAGUCCAACUACCUCCUAACCACUGCUGAAAAUGAGCUGGGAGUGGUGGUGGCCCACAGUGAAUCGGGUGUCCAGAUGGUUCCCAUCAGCUGGUGUGAGAUGCAGUGCCCUAAGACCCACACUAAAGAAUUCCGGAAAGUGGCCCGAGUACAGCCUGAAUUCUUACAGACCUAAGAAGCCACACUUUACCCCAUGCACAGGAGUAAGCUCUUUCCAAGAGUACAUGUGUGAACGUGACAUCAGGGUGCUGUUGUCUUCAUUCAGGCACCUGGGGCUGGCCAGCAGCCACCUCUAGAAAAAUCUUACUCUAUAGGCAAAACAUUUUUCCUGUGAAUCGUUCAGUGGAUUUCAUCCUCUUGAGUGAUAAAUUUCUCUUUUGGAGGCACCAGCAAACCAACUGUAUGAUGGUGGAAAUAGCCUGUUCUUUCUGACAGUCUUAUAAAUAUGUAUUUUUUGCUGUGAAAAAGAAAACAUUUUUACGAAAAGAAUUUUAUGGUUUCUGUUACAUUGAGUAGGGAAAAGAAUCUAAACAGUGUCAUGACAUUUAGAGCAGGGUCUUGCCUGGUGGCACCGAUUAACAGACAUGUGUUACGUGCUUUCUUGCUCUAGACAACGCCUAAUUGCCAAUCUUUUUUGUAUAUUCUGUUGUACAUACUUUUGCUUAUUGAGUACUUGCUAUGUGUCAGGCACUAGGUUAAGUACUUUAUAUACAUUUCCUCAUUUAGAGAGAUUAUGGUUUAGUGAAAAUUAUGGGACACAUGUGGUGAUUCAGGUAGCAUGUUAGUAAUUCUGAAAGUAAUUUGGUAAACAAAGUAUUACUGAUACAGUAGAUACUCCAGGAAAUGUUAAAUCUGAAUUGAAAAGAGGUACAGAACACUAUCAUGUGAAGUGGCCAGGAAAGGAUUUGUAACAUGAAGUGAGAGGAAUUAAAGAACUAAGAUAAGUGAGGUGAAGAUAUUCAGAGCAGAGAGAGAAGCCCAAGCAAAGUGCAGAAUCAGGAAUGUACACACAAGCUUGAGGACAAGCAAAGGAUGAGGGUUAAGCAUGGGGAGGUUGCAGAGAGAAUGAAAGGAGAGAUGAAUUAUGUCACUUCUUGAGAUGUUAUUAGGGAGCCCAUGUCUUCUCUGUGAAGUGAGAAUGGUUGGGGUAAGGUUUGGAGUCAUCCCACCUGGGUUUGUGUCCUCUCGUUGCCUUAAGCCGGGUUAUACGUUGUUUUGUUUAUUUUAUUUUAUUUUAUUUUUUUUUCCGGUACGCGGGCCUCUCACUGUUGUGGUCUCUCCCAUUGCGGAGCACAGGCUCCGGACGCGCAGGCUCGGCGGCCAUGGCUCACGGGCCCAGCUGCUCCGCGGCAUGUGGGAUCUUCCCAGACCGGGGCACGAACCCGUGUCCCCUGAAUCGUCAGGCGGACUCUCAACCACUGCGCCACCAGGGAAGCCCGUUUUGUUUUUUUUGAUUGAAAUUUUUAUUGACAUAAUUGUAAGUAAUUGCAGUUUUAAGAAAUAAUACAGAGAUCCCUUAUGCACUUUUUCCAGUUUCCGCCAGUGGUAACAUUUUGCAAAAUAAUAAUAUGCUGUACUAUAACAAUCAGGAUGUUGAACUGAUACUUGAGCAAAUUAUUUUUAUUUCUUUAAGUCUGUUUCCUCAUCUGGAAUAGUAUGACCUCAUAGGAUUAUUAUGAGGAAAUGUAUAAAAGUGGUUAGUACACGCCAAUAUUACUGUUAUAUAUUAUUGUUGUUAUUAUAUAACUGAUUGCCUUCUAUCAGGUAUCUACUAAAUGCCAGGACUUAAUGCUAGAUACUUCAGUGUAGUUUGUAUUGAUAUAAUCAGUCUCCUAUUGAUAGAUAUUUUUAAACUUUUUUUCUUUUACAGACAGUGCUGCAGGGAAAAUCCCUAUACCAUAUAUCUUUGUGCAUGCAUAUGAUUCUUUUGCAAAACAGAUUCCUAGCAGUAUAAUGUUGAGUAAAAGAAUAUGCACAUUUAAAUUUUUGGUUAGAUUCUCCCUUAUUGCCUUGCAGAAAGAUGCUACCAAUUGAUUUUCUCAACAGUGUUAGCCAUUUUACUUACGUUAUCUCUGAAUUUCACAGUGACCCGGAAAAGUAGCAAUUAUUUCCACAUGUUACAGAUAAGUAAACUAAGGCUUAGAAAAAUUAAUAAAUCUCACAGACAUCAAGAGGCAGAACAGUGUUCAAACUCAGAUCUGCUUUACUGUAAAGCCUGGGCCCUUCCUUCUGUACCAUGGUGCCUCAUUUUUCCAAGUAUUGAACAGAAACCUCAGGCAUGCAAUUAGAGGCUCUCCAAAUUGACAUUGGUUAAUUAAUUAUAAGUGCUUGUUGGACAUCAUUCAUUCAUUAUAUAAAUAUAUUUGAGCAACUCCUCUGCCCACCACUGCUCCAGGAACUAGGGAGUAAAGCAGUGAACAUGAUACAAUCCUUUCCUUGUGGAGCUUACAUUCUAGUGGGGGGGGACCAUUGGUGGGAGGGGAGACAAAUGAAAAGUAAACAAAUACGGAAAUGUUAUAAUUUCAAACAGUAAUUUUAAAAAGUGUCAUAAAGAAGAACAUUUGAAACAA
Molecule: messenger RNA, 3039 nt
Organism: Orcinus orca (killer whale)
Lineage: Eukaryota; Metazoa; Chordata; Mammalia; Artiodactyla; Delphinidae
Gene: EXOSC1
Product: exosome component 1
Exons: 8
Coding region: 57-644 (195 amino acids)
Biological process (GO): RNA processing
Cellular component (GO): cytoplasm; nuclear exosome (RNase complex)
Molecular function (GO): RNA binding
Source: RefSeq, a predicted model, not a curated record